GGAGUUCAUGCCACUAGACGGGAAGAGUUUCUCCUGCUGCCGAGUUGACAGCUCCAGGGUUUACAAUGGUUGAUACAGAAAUGCCGUUUUGGCCCAUGAACUUUGGAAUUAGCCCAGUAGACUUCUCUGGGAUGGAUGAGCACUCGCAUUCCUUCGAUAUAAAGCCUUUCACUACAGUUGAUUUUUCAAGCCUUUCUUCACAACAUUAUGAAGACCUUCCUCCUCUCACAAGAACUGACCAGAUGGCUGUUGAUUAUAAAUAUGACGUGAAGUUUCAAGAAUGCCAAAAUGAAAUCAAGAUGGAGCCUCCAUCUCCGCCAUACUUCUCAGAAAAAGUGCAGAUGUACAAUAAACCUCAUGAAGAGACCUCCAAUUCUCUAAUGGCUAUUGAAUGCAGGGUUUGCGGAGACAAAGCGUCAGGAUUCCAUUACGGAGUGCAUGCAUGUGAAGGCUGCAAGGGUUUCUUUCGCAGAACAAUCCGGCUAAAGUUAAUCUAUGAUCGGUGUGAUCUCAACUGUCGCAUUCAUAAGAAAAGCAGAAAUAAAUGUCAGUACUGCAGAUUCCAGAAAUGCCUUGCAGUUGGAAUGUCACAUAAUGCUAUCAGGUUUGGGAGAAUGCCACAGGCUGAGAAGGAGAAGCUCUUGGCGGAGAUUUCAAGUGAUAUCGACCAGCUAAAUCCCGAGUCUGCUGACCUGCGGGCCCUUGCCAAGCUCCUGUAUGAUUCAUACAUAAAAUCCUUCCCGCUAACCAAAGCCAAGGCAAGGGCAAUCUUGACAGGAAAGGCAACAGACAAAUCGUCUGAAGCAGCAAAGCUCUGUGCCCACCAAUGACCCUAAAAGUUGCUGAAUGAGGACACUGCACUGAACUUAACUGUUUCCCUUUUGAACAUUCCUGCCACAAAAGGUGAGGAAACUCUUUUUCAUCACCCUUUUACUAAUUACCAAAAACAAGCAAUACAGGUUUUUUUUUUGUAGUGACUUGUGAUACCUCCCUGUUCUGCAUGGGUGUUGCUGUUUGGCUAUACAAGCAGCGGCACUAACAAACUGACCACCGGAAACAUGAUUCUGAAGCCAAUGUAAAGUAUUAAAUGAUUCUAAGUGGGCAAUGGGAAGGAUUAAGGAAAUCAGAAUUAAAGCACAUAACGAAACAUUUUUGUAUAUAACAUCUACUGCUGUGUGUGACUUUACUGUAUUAUAAAACAUGGCAGCAUUACAAUCCACAUUAUGACACUAUAAAACCAUUUUAGGCUUAUAUAGAAUCUUGUGCAUUUCAUUGCCCUCUUCCUUUGUUUUACAGAGUCAGUUAUGUAAAUUUAUGCACAGAAUUGGCCCUAAACAUGUAUGAGCAUGUCAUUACAUUUUAUUGUGCUGUUGUGUAUUGGACAACAACAGACAUUGCAGACUCCUUCGCAACUUCGGAGGAUUCAGAUGUAAGGGAUUGUAAAUCAGUAUGAGUGGUAGGUUCUUCUUAUCUAGAUUGCAUCUGAAUUACAUCUGAUUCCUUAUAUAGUUGGCACAUCCAAAUAAAGUUAAGCACUUUCUAUGUACCAUGGAAUAGGGACAGGGAAGAAAUUCUGUUUGGUUCACAUUUUAAUACGGUAUACCCACAAUUUAUAUACAUUUAAUUUGCGCACUUUCAGCUUUACAUGCUUACAUGCAACAAGAACAACCCCAGGCAUCCAGGGAAAAUCCCACCCAAAAUGUUUUGACUAUGUGUAAUUUUGGCUUUAGGCUUGAUCCCUGGAACAUAACCCCUUUGUAAAUUGAGGGCUUCACACUUCCAGAAAGCAUGUUGUACACAAAUGAUUUGUAUGAAAAAGUGGACGUUGGUUGAAAUUGUACAUCAAAAUGUAUGCAUUAGUGAAAAUAACAUAGAAAAGUGAAAAUCAUUGCAAAAACAUGUAUAUUGGGCAAAAUGCACACUAAUAUGCUGAAGAUAUUUUUGUUGGGACUAUUUUUAGCAAAAUUAAAAUAAACUGAUACAUAAAUGUAACACACCAGAUUUAGGACUGGGAAAAUGACAAACUGAGAGAACCCCAAACUUGGCUUAUUUGUACCUCCGAAUCAAUGGGAGAAUUAUCAUGAGAUUAAAUCUUCCUGCUUGAAAUUGUUGGGAUUUAUUGGUGCCUAACAGUGACUGCAUUCUGCCCCUUGCAUAGCAAUUCAAUCUAUGCCUCAUAUAAUCUGAUUGUGGCAGACACCAGACCAGGAACACCAGCUCCUGGGGGCAAAGCCCUUUGGGGGGCUCGUUUCUGCCCCCCCACCCCCAGAUAAAUACUGGCUACUCCCAUGGAUACUUGACGUUGCAUCAAAGGAGUGUCACAAUUAGUGAUGCAUACCUUGAAUAUUAGUUGAUACUCUUCUUUCUUUCCCAUCUUAAAAAUUAUUUAUUUUCAGCUCAGAAAACCUUUCCACACUGUUCCUAAGGAAAUAGUUUGACAACUGGAGCCCAAGUACAGUAGUCAAUUUUGAGGAACAGUUGUUACAUCCCUAAUAGCCCUAGUUAUUUUUGCAAAAUUUGCAAAAGCUUUCAGGGUUUGGUUUGCCCAAGUGAUCUUGUGUUUGGUGAGCUAAGGUGAGCUAGUUAAUUUGGAGCAUGUAAGUGACUUUGUGAUGUUUGGACAUGAUGCUAAUGCACUGCUUAUGCAAUUUAUAUGGGGUGGGCUCAUGUGAUCUUGUUUGUCUCUGAACAUUGAAGAACCUGCCACCAGGGUAGAAUUUACCAGCAUAAAACUAUAAAUGAAAAGACAACCCCCUGUAAAAUGGUCUUUCUCAAGCACACUUUAAAAGCACUAUAGUAAGAAUAAAUGCGCUCAUUCAGUAAAUAAUGAGUAAAACUUUUAUUAUUAUUUGUACUGUAAUGGACUUUGUGUUCUGAAAACGUCAAAAUGUUUACUAUGGACACAAUUUAAAGUUAUGUUCCUUGUUUUAAUUGUGCCCACAUCUGCGUCACAUGUAAAUGAUUGGUAAUGCUCAAGUAGUUUGUGCAGUCUAAAAUUACUAAGUAACCAGCCUUUCUUUGGAAUGUACUGCUCUCACUGGCUAUGGCAAAAUAAGCUUGCAAGUUACAGAGUCCAUUUCAUUCUCUCCAAUUUGCACUACGUAGUUUGCAUCUUCCUGCUACACCAGCACUGCAUGUUUCCUUACUGAAUUGAAACAUUCAUUUAACAUUUUCUUGGCUAUUGUGAAAUAUCUUUCAUCCAUGCUGCUUAGAACGGAGCAUCUUAUUUAAUAGGUUGCUAACAUUUAUAUCUAUAUCUUCAUCCAAAUAACAGAGCAGUGAAUAGGAACAGAUGUCAUUAAUGAUACGUUGCUUGAGAAUAAUUCUGUAUAAGAGAAUAAUUCUGUAUAAGAAAGCAUCGUGUAAAUGCCUUGGUUUUUAAAUAGUUACUUGAAAGUCCAGAUUAAUUAGUGUGGUGCGGGCAUUGCAGCUGUGCCUUCUCUUUACCAUUUGUAACUGUAAGCCCAGUAUAUUAUAAUGGAACAAAUGAGUUCUACAUAUCCAUGUUCUUUAUUUGAGUAUCACAAAUAUAAUGUAAAAUAGCCAUCUUUGAUCAGAUACCACGGAAUGUACCUGGUUUAACCUCAGGCACAAUAAUUUUUCAGCGGUGGUUGAAAAACCACAAUUAUUCUUAAUGAAUAUAUUCAGAAUACUGUAAUUGCAUUGUACUGCAGUGUUAAGUAAGUCUAUGGAAACCCAGAUUUAAAGUUUCCCAUGCCUAAUGUUUCAAACAUAUCAGUACUUCGGAAUACUAAAUUCCUCUGUGCAUUUAGGAUCAGUGGUUUAGGAUGCAACCCUAUGUGGAAGAUCCACAAGCUACAAGGGCUGUAUGAAUCUGUGAAAGACCCCCCAACACCAGCAGAAUAUUCAAUAUACUGCUGGCAUGAUGGAUAAGAAUAAGUCUUGAAGUGCUUUAGUUUAGAGAGCUGAAGGUGAUAUUUAGAAAAUCAAUGAGGUGUCUCUGCUUGCAGAAUCUUCAUACUUUCCAAGGUGCAGCGAAAUUUAUUUACAGGGAACUGAAUUUAAAAAAUGUCCCGUAACCAAGGAAAUGAGGUAUAGUAUUUCUCAGAUCCAAAAAUGAAAUAUAUAAAUAUCAGUGUAACUGUCCUAACAAAAAGUCCCUGGCCAUUGCGACUGAUGAGAGUUGUCAUCCAACAACAUCUGAAGCAAUAUGUUGGCUAUACAUGAUGCACAUUUUAAGUGCAUUUAGAACAGUUAUGUACUGCGUAACUGAUCACAUUUAUCCUCAGUUAUCUAAAAUGCAAUUAUUUCUAUAACCUUGCAGUUGUUGCAUUUGGGUUGAAAUGAACUAUUUUGAGGUAGCUCUCAUUUUCAACUGAGAUAAUUGGGUCCAGUCUCAUCCGUAGUAGUUUCCUAGCUGUUGUUACUAGACUUUGACGCCACUGUGAAUUUGCAGUUUCUAUGCUUUGUAAUGUGUGUUUCUAGGGAAAGCACUUGAUGUAUGGCAAGUUAUAAAUCCUGGCUUUAAGGACUGUUAGUUUCUUAAUGAUCAUUCUGGAUUCUUGUAAAAAUAUUAUUUUAUCAGGCUAAAGUAAAAAAAAAAUCAACAAUAAUGUGUUCCCAAAAUGAUUUUUAAAAAUGUUCUUAGUCUGUUUACUUCUUUUCUUGAAAUUGAAGUUUAUCUUAAAUUAUGACUUUGUUUAGGGGAGCAAAAAUCACUUUGUUCGCAUGGAGCAAUUUGUAAAGCAGCCUACCUCCAGAAACCUAGUUUCUUUGCAAGCAUGGGAAAAUGUCAUGGCCUGAUUUGCUCACUUGCAGAUGGUUUAAGCAUCCUAACCCUCUUUGCUUUCAUUGCUCUCUGAGGCUUUUGGCUCCUAAAAUUACUCCCCUAAGUAUGCCAGUGGAAUACAUACUCACUCCCUGUCAACUUCUUUCUGUUCUUAAACCAUGAUUCAUCCUUCCUAAUUUCCAUGUACAGUUUCAGUAGCACAGUGUGCUUUAUGUAGGAAGGAAGCCUGACAGUCAGCUGUAUUUUCCU
This is a messenger RNA of Zootoca vivipara (common lizard), 4999 nucleotides long. The record is from RefSeq and is a predicted model, not a curated record. Lineage: Eukaryota; Metazoa; Chordata; Lepidosauria; Squamata; Lacertidae.